AUGUCGUUGCUUGGGAUACAUGAUCGGAUUACAAUCUCGCUGGAUAUAUCUGAUGUCAUUAUUGCCGUCACUGCUGUCUGUAAGCAUAAUCGCAUAUGUCUACUUGUAUUGUCUUUGUGUUGGUUUCAUUGCCUAAUAUUUGUUUGGCUUGCUGCUGCUGCUGCUAUCGAGAAAUACAUCGAUGUUGACUCUUCACAUUAUAUCAAGAUCACAUCGACACUCCGCAUCACUUCACACACAUUUCAUCAACACUUGAUUCUACUUCAUUCAAUUCAAUUCACCUCAAUCACUCAAUGCGACACAUCCAUUUCAUUACAUCGUAUAAGCACAUAUAUUUUUCAUUUCGCGGCAGCAACCAGCAUAUUAUACACUCUUUUUUGGAGUGAUUGGAUAUUGAUCUUGUGCUUGGUUUCGUCUGGUUUGAACAAAGGCUCAUCAAAGAAGAAAAAUACUUGGAACAUCCUCGUUUAUGGUUGGUUUUGCACCUUCCUCCUCCUAACUCUUGAUUGCUUCCCUGCAUUCUAUCUAAUCGCUUCCACCCGCUUCCAUACCCUUCUCUAUAGCCCUCUAACUCUCCUCCAGUUCUACAUCUUCUUUUUCAAAGAGCUAUAUCCAAAAUACUGCCUGCACCCAAACCUCAACAUUAUCGAGCAGUCGUUCGCUAGCGGUCAUCACAUCCAUAAUCAGCAUCACUUAGAAGCCUGCAAGCGGCGGAUAAGCAGAAUGAGCAAGAAGAGGUCCAGGAUUCGUGCUCUCUGCAUAUCGAAUCUGGGUACACCCCACCAGCCGCUCACUGCGGACCACCAUUCCGCCUUUCAACAUGAGAAAGGAGGUUGUAUCGACGGAAAUGAGAAAGGCGAGAUAGCUAAGAGCGGCAACAUGAAUGGAAGUGGCAGCAGCAAUGCCAGGAACAGGUCAAAUGCUCAAAGGAGGGGAGAAAUAUGGGGAGGAGGGAAGCAGGGCGUCUGGACCGAUGGAUAUGAUGUGCAAAAAGAGCUGGAGGAACAGCAAUAUCUGCCUAAGGAGCAAAGUGAGGUGUUUUCAGUGACUAGCCGAAAACAACAGCAGCUUAGCAAACUUGCAAUUCUCAGUAAAUCUGAAGCAGAGAAGAGGCAGAGUAAUAUGCGGAUAUGGAAGUUUAGUCCCAUCUCAUGCCAGGAGCGGGUGGAUGGUUUAGGAAACAAAGUUGUUGGUACGGAAGAGGCUGAAAGACCGACAAAGGAUACAGCACCCGGCGGACGAAAAAAGGAGUUGAUAAGAUUUGGGAUGGACUAUCGGAAACAAGGUCCUGUCCCUUUUCGACCACCUGACUCGAGCCGACUCCUCAGCCUGAUCAGCCGUGCUAACUUCCAUGCAGCGGGCCUUUCAAUUAUUCGACUGCUACGCCUUGCCCAUAUGCCUCCACUGCUCUCUUCUGCAGUUCACGUUCUUCGGAGAAUCAAACAGAGAGGAAUAGACUCAGAGCUUGGAAAUUUAGAUAGACAGACAGUCCAGGACUUCUCGAAAACUCUAAUGAGAGCUUCAUUCCUGCCUCCUGUUCGAGCUGACGCUCACUCACCUCCAAACUCACAUACAAACAAGCGCUUUUCAGUGGUCGAACGAAUCCGCCAAUCGGAGCGCAUGCGAAUGCUAUACCCUCCAUGCAACCGAGGCAGCCAAGGUAAGAUUUUAGCGUGCCGGCUAAGGAAAAUGUGGACAGGAGCUGAACUGUGUCAGCAGUUGAAAGAGUGGAGAACCGGAGUGGAGCAUUUUCUUGAAUUGAGGAAGGUGAUUAAAUGGAGCUGA
Lindgomyces ingoldianus is the source of this 1785-nucleotide messenger RNA. RefSeq lists its product as uncharacterized. The transcript has 20 exons. Bases 1 to 1785 code for a protein of 594 amino acids. NCBI's taxonomy places the organism in Eukaryota, Fungi, Ascomycota, Dothideomycetes, Pleosporales, Lindgomycetaceae. The record is from RefSeq and is a predicted model, not a curated record.